UGAAAGCAUGGCGGCGGCGGCGGCGGUGGUGGCGACACGGGAAUGUGAGACCGACGGCUGCAAUAAAGAAGCCAAACUGCAGUGUCCCACCUGUAUUAAACUCGGAAUACAAGGUUCAUAUUUCUGCUCUCAGGAAUGUUUCAAAGGCAGCUGGGGUACUCACAAACUGCUCCACAAGAAAGCAAAGGAGGACAAGACAAAGGAUGAGGAAAAGAACUGUGUGGAGAAGGAGGUCAACACAGAUCCCUGGUCUGGAUACAAAUACUCGGGCAAACUGCGACCUCACUACCCUCUGACACCCAUGCGGCCUGUACCAGGAACCAUCCAGAGACCAGACUAUGCUGAUCACCAACUGGCAGAUAAGGUUGGUUUGCUGGCAGGGAUGUCUGAGACUGAACAGACCCUUAAGGGGACGUCCCAGAUUAAGAUCCUUACCCCUGAAGAGACAGAGGGCAUGAGAACUGUCUGCAAGCUGGCACGAGAGGUUCUCGAUAUUGCUGCCAUGAUGGUGAAACCUGGAGUUACAACAGAGGAGAUCGAUCAUGCUGUACAUUUGGCAUGCGUUGCACGGAAUUGCUAUCCCUCGCCUCUCAACUACUACAACUUUCCAAAGUCCUGCUGUACAUCAGUCAAUGAGGUCAUCUGCCAUGGUAUACCUGACCGCCGUGCCCUUCAAGAGGACGACAUACUUAACGUGGACAUAACUGUAUACCACAACGGUUACCAUGGUGACCUGAAUGAAACGUUUUUUGUGGGUGAAGUGGACGAAGGAGCAAAAAGACUGGUGCAGACUACAUAUGAAUGUCUUAUGCAAGCUAUUGAUGCUGUAAAGCCUGGUGUGCGCUAUCGGGAGCUGGGGAACAUAAUCCAGAAACAUGCGCAGGCUAGUGGAUUCUCCGUGGUGCGAAGUUACUGUGGCCAUGGCAUUCACAAACUUUUUCACACCGCGCCUAAUGUGCCACAUUAUGCAAAGAAUAAAGCUGUCGGAGUAAUGAAACCUGGUCACGUCUUUACGAUUGAACCCAUGAUUUGUGAAGGUGGUUGGCAGGACGAGACCUGGCCAGAUGGCUGGACAGCGGUUACUCGAGAUGGUAAACGUUCUGCUCAGUUUGAACACACACUCCUGGUGACUGAAACAGGUUGUGAAAUCCUAACACGCCGACUUGAAGACAAUGGCCGAGCUCACUUCCUGACGCAGAUGUAGCGUGGCCAAGUGAAAACACAGGUCCUCAGUGGAGGGCACAUCCGCUCCGCCCUUGUCAUUGAUCAGUCAAACGCACUGUGGUUCUCUGUUGGGCAGGAGAGAAAUGGUCAAGCGACCAUGGUAAUGUAGUGUCUAAUUGGGUGAAAUGUGGCGAUUAUUAUUAUUUUUUUGGAUGUGAUCAGACUGAAGGGCACUGACCUUUGACCUGCUUACAGUGCCAUCACCUUCCGGAGGCAGAUGGGAGUGUUUGUGUGUGUGGGGGGGGUAUGUGUUGUCUGAUUUUGGCUCGUGUGUUGUAAUAAGUGUUUGUGUGCUGGACAGUGGGUGUGGGUGUGUCUGAGCAUGAAUGGUACGCAUGUGUGAAAGUGAAUUUCCAAAUGAUACCAAACGGACUGAUAAAAAAAAAAAAUCUGUCUUUCACUUUUUGGUAAAUCCCAUGCGUAACUUUUGGUCUCUGCCUUCUGUUUACAAAUGAGUGCCUCACAACAUUAAAAAAAAACAAUGUUUUGAAGUUC
Molecule: messenger RNA, 1719 nt
Organism: Trichomycterus rosablanca
Lineage: Eukaryota; Metazoa; Chordata; Actinopteri; Siluriformes; Trichomycteridae
Gene: metap1
Product: methionyl aminopeptidase 1
Exons: 12
Coding region: 8-1204 (398 amino acids)
Biological process (GO): proteolysis
Cellular component (GO): cytosol
Molecular function (GO): metalloaminopeptidase activity
Source: RefSeq, a predicted model, not a curated record